UAGACUCUGGACACAGUUGCCUAACAAUUCCUUUCAUUUUUAAAAACAAUUGUUAUUUUUUUGUAAAUAAAACUUACGAGUCUCUAAAAUUAUUAGCAAAGUGCAACCAAUAACCAUAUACCACUAGCAACAUGCUGCGGCUUCUUCAAUCAUUCAAAUUGCCAUUGCCAAAAUCUUGCGCCCGAACCUAUCUACAUGUACUCUCCACCGUCCAGCGCUCGUCCACACAACACGCCUCGGAAAGCCGGCACUGCCGAGGUGGAGGCAGCCACCACAUCAUUAUGUGCAGGCCACGCCCACGACUGUUGCACAUCAAUCGAUUCGGCGGCGGCAAUGAUCGAAGUGCUGGCAACAAAGGCAACUCCAGUGACAGCUCCAAAAACCACUUGGGAGAUUACAAAUCGCAGACGGACGAGGUCCGAACUUUGAGGUGGGGAAUAGCGCCGGUCAGCCUCAUGGCAGAUGACUUUGCUGCCGCUUUGACUGUCCUGCCACCACACCGCCACGAGAUUGUCUCGUGUGCAGCGGCCUAUCGUUCACAUGCCCUAGCCUUUGCGGAUAAAUAUCAAGUGAGGAACGUUUACACCAGCUUUGAGGAUCUAGCCAAGUGUCCCAGCGUGGAUGUUGUGUACAUAUCGCCGCUGAAUCCGCUGCACUGUGAACUCUGCCACCUGAUGCUGAACCACGACAAGCACGUGCUGUGCGAGAAACCGAUCUGCAUGAGCGAGUCGAAGGCAGAGAAGCUGCUGCAGAAAGCCCAGGCACGCGGUCUCUUCCUCAUGGAGGGCAUGUGGCCACGCUGUGUGCCCGCCUAUCACUUUCUGCGCCAUCAGAUUAUGCGCAAUCGUUUGGGCGACAUACAGAAUGUCCACUGCAGCCUCGGUCUGGCCGUGUCGCAGAGCAAGUUGGCCCUGUACGGGGGUGUGGCGAGCGAUUUCGGUGUGUAUGGGCUGCAGCUGGCGCUGUGGGUGUAUCGGGAAGUGCCAGAGAAGGUGCGGGCCACGGGGAAGCUCAACGAGGAGGGUAUCGAUGUGGUGGCCAAUAUAGAGCUGGGUUUUAGCCAAAAUCGCUGGGCCAGCAUCGAGGUGAGUGCCGAGGAGAAGCUGAGCAACAAGGCCAUCAUCCAGGGCAAGUCGGGCAGCAUCAAGAUGACCAACUAUUGGUGUCCCACGCGGCUCGUUACCGAGGACACGGACUACGAGUUCCCACUGCCUGGCGGCGGGGAGGUCACCACCCACUAUCACAACCGCUUGGGCAUGUGCUACGAGGCGGAGGAGGUGCGAAAUUGCAUUCUGAAUGGCAGCACCCAAAGCGAACUGUUCAACCACAACGAGAGCCGACUCCUGGCCAACCUAAUGGACAGCAUACACGCCCAGCUGGGUGUGGGUCGGAGCUCGGAAGUUUAUACCAAAUUUCAGCUGGAGAACGAUUUGAAAAAUGCCACCGAGAUUGAGGCCAAUCGGGAGAGCAGCGAAGCAGUAAAUAAAUAAAUAAAUAGUUUUCUC
This is a messenger RNA of Drosophila guanche, 1505 nucleotides long. RefSeq names its product trans-1,2-dihydrobenzene-1,2-diol dehydrogenase. The coding region runs from base 132 to 1490 and encodes 452 amino acids. The transcript has 4 exons. Gene Ontology annotation, molecular function: nucleotide binding. NCBI's taxonomy places the organism in Eukaryota, Metazoa, Arthropoda, Insecta, Diptera, Drosophilidae. The record is from RefSeq and is a predicted model, not a curated record.